UUGGCUGAUUUGUCACGGUCAGGCUCAAGGUUCCCUGGAGACUCUGAAGCUUUGUCAGAGCGUUAUCAUUCGACCUGGACUCGGACAAUUGCAUGAAUAGAAGAAGCUCGUGGUCUCACAACUUUUAAGCGGGGCGAUAAAUGGGCGUAAGAUGAGUCAUGUCCCGGUUCACUUGCUUCUUGUUGAACGGACAUACCAGUAGAACCAUCGAAAGGUUCAAGAAUAAGCCUCUACCUGAGGUUUGGAAUGACGUCGACUUCACUCAAGCAUAUGCCGUCAGCCUCGAUAAUGUGCCCUCAUCGGCGGCGUAAACCCACCACCCUCCCUCUCUUAGUACAUUAUCAUGGCUGGCCGAAGAAAGAUGCUGUUAUUUUUCUACAUUGUUGUCUCAAAUAUGUCGAGGAGUCUUCCGACUGCGGUUCGCUAGAUCUUACUAUUGAGGUGCGUCUAAAAGCGCGCCGCAAGGCUUGCUACCUGAAUUCUUAUCAAGGGUCGCACGUUGCAACGUACUAUCUCUGGGACCUCUUAGGCAAACAGUUCAAUAGUGGUGAUGGCGACCGGAAUGAGGCUGCUCUCUUCCAUUCAUUCGUCACGCUAGUGAAGACGGCAUGCGCUCUUUUUUGUUCAGGGUCGCUGUGUGUGGCGACCAAGAACUGCAGGCGACAAAAAAAGAACCAAAGUGGGGAAUAUGCAUGAACAAAGAUGGGCAUCGAAAGACGCGUUGACUCGACGGGCCUGACCUGUAAUCUCACAUUAGUAGGGCGGCCGUUGCGAUCGACCUUGACAUUUUUCUCUUCUUUAUAUUCGGUGACCAUU
Guyanagaster necrorhizus is the source of this 816-nucleotide messenger RNA. RefSeq lists its product as uncharacterized. The transcript is spliced from 2 exons. The record is from RefSeq and is a predicted model, not a curated record. Bases 247 to 696 code for a protein of 149 amino acids. NCBI's taxonomy places the organism in Eukaryota, Fungi, Basidiomycota, Agaricomycetes, Agaricales, Physalacriaceae.